GGGUACCGACAUGCAAAUAAGAUAAAAAUGGCUUGCACCUUUUUGAAAAACACAGCGACAACCAACAAAACUAUUUUGUACAUUUGUUUCCGGGUAACCUUUUAAAUAACAAUGCUGUGUAAAACUAUUUUUAUGCUUACUACAAUUUGUUUUUAUUCGGAAGCUGGCUGAUGAUUUUAUUAAUUUUUUUUUUUUGUACCAGAUACUAUCCGAUGUACAUAGUUCAAAUGUGUCUUAUGUGUCCUAACUUCACUUUGACAGUUUUGUGACUAUGUUUUUCAUAGUUAGGAUUUUCUUUACUUUAUUUAUUAAUAAACUUAGGGAGAUUCUACAGGCAAAUCAUUUUGUUUUAUUUGAUAGAAAGAACGCGCAAUUGUCCGACCCCGCUGGUGUGCUCAACAGAGUGUGAACGAGGACACUAGCGGUGUCGUGACAAGGAGUAAUAGAAUGGUAAUCACAACCAGCAACCUUGGAUGGGACUAAACAUUCUGUUAGAGCUGGUAUUUGUCCUGAAUUUUGGCGCUGUUACACCAGAUCUUCGCCAAUGGCAUACAAACUGCUUCCGACAGUCUUGCUGGUCCUGUGCGCCGCAACCCUGCUGACGAUGCUGUAUGUCAGCCAGUCACGUGACGCUGUCGUUCUAGUUCAUCCAGGCCCAGUCGAUGUCCAUAAUGAACUACACAACACUAAUCCGUGUCUGGCAUUGGGUACUCACUCUUGGAGUGAUAGUGUACCAUACGGGUGGCCAGGGCUGCUGAUAAACCCUUCAAACGCCUCUGACGUGUUAAGAGGGAGCACCACAGACAUCGUCAACAGGAUCUACAACAACAUGUGUCCUGGUCACCAGACCCUGCCUAACGUACAAUUCACUUUCCCAGACAUACUGCUGAUUGUCGACUUUAACCAUCCUGCACACUACAAUAUUAUUUCCUACCUUGAACUACUGUACAGGAGAUAUUUUCCGAAUAUUCUCUAUUGCGGUCUCCAACCUGAAACUCUAAAGAAACAGAUUGUGGCUGAGAAACUGGGGUUCCCUAUCUACUAUUUGCACGCUCUGAAAGACAACUGGCAAACAAAGUACGAGUGUAUUCAGCAUGCCAUGAAAAUGUGCGACAACUUCACCGGCUACCUGCUGAUCGGCGACGACACUCUCAUCAACAUGACGAACUUUGAAAGAACUCCGAAAUAUAAAGCGAUGGUGGGUGAUGAGUUUGUCAGAACCGGAGAACACAUGAACACCACUCAGUUCAAGUAUUCAUGGGAGUGGUGGGGUGCUGAAGGCGGGAGAAGUGCCAUGCUGGGUGUGCUUAACGAGCUCUCGUUUAGAGCGAACCGUGACAAUGACCACCUUGCACAAGAAUUCCUUAGAAAUUAUUAUUCCUUUGUCAACGACAGCACUAUCUUUCACAUGAUGGCGAUCGACUUCCUGUACGUCCCCAAACGGCUGUCGUCCAUUUUCCUCUACAUGACGUCAUUGUUUUUGAAAUACAAGACCAACGUGGAAGUGGCGAUUCCGUUUUUUGUGUGUGGCCUGCAACACCCAGGGGACGUGCACUUUGUUAGAAUGAUCAGUCUGUGGGCGAACGACAGAGAUAAUUCGCAGAAACGUUUUGAGAAUGACCUCGUGUACCUGCACCCUUUUAAGUACCAUGCACAUUUUAAGAACGCACCUCAAGGGAAGGACUUUAUGUGUCAGAACUAUUUACGAAGUAAGUAACUACACUGUAUUGGCAUGCAUGAACAUUUCUUGGUUAACAUCUGUGAAAUAACUAGUACUCAACGGCUAAGACUGUUACCUCCCUUUAUCUUGCAUUUGACAAAGGGACAUCUCUGAUGAACCUAGCUUUCACCAUCGAGCUGGAAUGAAUGAGUUUGAUACAGUGGAGGGAGGUAGGGGUACUUGUCGAGCCAAAUGGAAGCAAUCACGAAUGACUACAAUGGUUGCCAUAAACUCCUUGCCUCCAUUUGAAUACUUAUUGCCCUUCAGAAGCACUAUAUCUCGGUCUAUAAAGAUCCAUUCCACGGGCCUACGCUAUGGGCAGAUUCUGGUAUGUAGAGAUAAUAUAAAGAUAUUAAUACAGUUUAUGUUUUUGCCUUUACUUACCUACUGUCACAAAGUCAUCAAGUGUGAAAAUUUAUCUUUGAGACUGAGUUUGCAGGUUUAUAUGGACAUAGUUGUUCAUAUGGUUCAAAAAAAAAAAAGAAGAAAUUUUCGCCCACAUAAAUUAGUCCAAAUAUCCGAUCAGAACUUACGCGUAUCACUUUUAUCGGUGAAUAGUUUUCGAGAUUUUUGACAUUUUGGAAACAAUAACUCGAAACCGAUGAACUGUCGUUUUAAUUGUUUUCAUCAUUAAUCAUCACCAUCAUCGUCAUAAGUUGGGGUAUUUUAUUAUGAUAUUUAUAUUCUAUUAUUAUUAUUAUUAACUACAUAAGCACCUGUUAACAUGUGUCUGCUGAACUUCAAAAAUGGCGGUAACCGGGGAAUGACUCUGGUAUCGGUGUUCUUUCUCGUUGGAGCUCAAAACUUGAGGAAAGAGGACUUUCUACACAAAUGACUGUAACUAAAAACUUUUAUCGUAAAGGACGAAAUACUGUUUUAGUGUGUCUUAGUGCAAGUCUGUGUAAUAGAUUAAUCAUUGUAUUUGUGGAAUAGUUUGCUAAUGUUAUAUUUAUUGUUUAGAUGAAGAGUAAAGUAACUGCACAACUGUAUGCGACAAAGUAAACUGCUUAGUUUUAUGCUCUCAAUGCUAAGAAGGAUAUUUGCAUCUUAAGGUACACAUUAAAUGCAUGAAUGUGGAGGUCAGGUGUUCAAGCAAACAUCAACACACUAGCAACUGCAUAAUAAUAAAACAUAUGUAGUAUUUUAUUACACUUAAAUUUAAAGAUGAGUUGCUAGUUAAGCAGAGGACAUUCUAAAUUACUAUAAAAAAAACCACACACACACACACACACACACCAUCACCACUUUACCUUGAAAAACACAUUUUUUAUUUUGGUAAUUUCAUUCACAUUGCUUAUGAGUGAAUUAUGUCAAUACAGCUUUGUCAUCAGUUAGAUGUUUUAGUUACCGUUAAUACUUGUUGAUCUGAAUUAUUAAGCGCUGCUUUGUGGAAUGUAGAUGAGUUCUUUCUAAAGUGGAAUUAAAUAUAUAAAAUUUGUAUCUAA
Pomacea canaliculata is the source of this 3165-nucleotide messenger RNA. RefSeq lists its product as uncharacterized. The record is from RefSeq and is a predicted model, not a curated record. NCBI's taxonomy places the organism in Eukaryota, Metazoa, Mollusca, Gastropoda, Architaenioglossa, Ampullariidae. The transcript has 2 exons. Bases 545 to 1717 code for a protein of 390 amino acids.